UAAUGCCGAGAAAAGAGAAAGAGAAUUCCGCAACAUUGUGAGCUCAAUUCGACUUGGUCUGGACUAUGAUGUCUACAAGGCCAGGGCAAUGGCACUCCUCAACUCGAAAGCCCGGAUCAUUUUCUUUAUUAUGAUGGAUCUCGUGGUUGACGCACUGUUCUGUGUUCUAUAUGUGGUGGAAGCACAGUAUCUGGUCAACAAGGACUCGACAGACUAUCCGAACCCAGACUGGCUCUUUGUCCCGCGACCACGGGCUAUCUGGAUCAUUGCUGUGGCGAUGAGCAGCUGGAACUUGAUGUCAGCGCUGAUCCGGUUUAUAUUUGCAGACAACAAAACGAGGUUCAUAUUUUCGUUCCAAACUUUGCUUGAUGCAGUCACCGCCAUCCCCUUCCUUCUAUCAGGAGCAUUCCCCAGUGGACAAUGGCUUUACGUGCCCUAUUUCUUGCGAAGCUGGAGCGUUAUUUCACGUCUGCAGCGAGCCCUCAGCAUUGGUGUCGAUAUUGGAAUAUCUGACCAGCCAUUCGAUCCUGUCAAGGCAAAACUCAUCGCACUCGUAGCGUACUUUGUCGCCAUUCUCUAUAACGGCAUGGCCGCAUUUCUCUACUGCGAAACUAUGUUUGCGCCCGAGACCGAAACACCGCACACGGUUUGGGAUGCAUUUUACUUUAUCCUUAUCACCGCCUCCACAGUAGGAUAUGGAGACAUAACGCCAAAAUCAUACGAGGGCAAGCUUGUUGUCAUGAUCUUCAUUAUCGUGGCGCUAUCUGUAGUACCUGGACUGAUUGCCGGGACAAUUGAGGCGUUGAAGUCGUCUCGGUCUGGAGGUGGAUCCUACAUCCAAAGUAGAGGGGCCAAUGGUGCUGCGAAGCAGUACCUAGUCAUGAUUGGUGAUUUCCAGGAUGCUAAGCGCGUCGCAGACAUGCUGAGCGGGUUUUUCAAUAAGGAAUUUUCGGACAAAGACGUACGUGUCGUUUUCUUGUCGCGAAAUAAGCCAUCAAAGGAUGUGAAGACUUUAAUGGAUAUGCCAAUGUACAAAAACAGGACAACCAUGCUCGUAGGCAAUGGUUUGGACGAAGUCGACUUAAAGAGGUGUCAAGCACGAGACGCUGGAGCGGUCUUUAUUAUCCCAGACCGAGUCGCCUCAGAUUUGGAAUCGCAGGAUACAAUGACGACUCUUCUCGCUUGGUCUCUUCACCUCUAUGCACCAGAUACACGUGUCUUUACCUACAACCUGUUACCGGAGACGGAAGCCUUUCAGUGGGGCAUGGUCGAACAGUCCAUGUGCAUCAGCGAUGUCAGGCAGCUUUUAUUGGCGUACAACUGUCGGCAUCAGGGAACUGCAACCUUGAUUCUCAACCUCUUAUAUCCUUCCGAACCCGCCAACGUUUACAACGACGGAUGGCAGGCGCAAUACGGUGACGGAACUGGCAAUGAGAUUUAUGUUAGCUCGGUCCCUGAAGUGUUUGUUGGUUGGACAUUUGCCCAAGUUUCCUGGUUUGUGUUUCAAGAAUUCCAAUCGAUUUUGAUCGGCGUGGAUAUUUUCCUGAGGCCUGAAACAUCCUUUGCGGAAUCUGGACGUGAUGGCCCUCACUUUCAUGAUACAAGCAAUGCACAGCGAGCAAAGUCAUCGACUACCGAUUAGGCAAAUUCGACCAGCUCAUUUUUAUUGCUCAGUCGCCGGUUGAUUUGGUGGCCAUCAACAAGUUUACAGUGGAACAGUAUGACCGAAUGUCCAAAGACGAAAAAGGGCACUUGGACGAGUCCCGGGCGGAUUUUGCGGCAGCUAUGAACAUGUAUUGCCGCCUUCGGGAAUCAAGGAGUGGGGCUCGUGCAGCUGCCAAGCUGAGAGCUGAGG
Molecule: messenger RNA, 1855 nt
Organism: Gamsiella multidivaricata
Lineage: Eukaryota; Fungi; Mortierellomycota; Mortierellomycetes; Mortierellales; Mortierellaceae
Exons: 8
Coding region: 89-1642 (517 amino acids)
Biological process (GO): potassium ion transport
Cellular component (GO): membrane
Source: RefSeq, a predicted model, not a curated record